Cylas formicarius (sweet potato weevil) is the source of this 7033-nucleotide messenger RNA. RefSeq names its product G protein-activated inward rectifier potassium channel 3-like. The record is from RefSeq and is a predicted model, not a curated record. Gene Ontology annotation, molecular function: inward rectifier potassium channel activity. The transcript is spliced from 8 exons. The coding region runs from base 295 to 1815 and encodes 506 amino acids. Gene Ontology annotation, biological process: potassium ion import across plasma membrane; regulation of monoatomic ion transmembrane transport. Lineage: Eukaryota; Metazoa; Arthropoda; Insecta; Coleoptera; Brentidae. Gene Ontology annotation, cellular component: plasma membrane.
CUCAGCUUUUACUUAAGUACUAUUUCGCGGUAACGCGUUUUUCGAAGAUUGGACGAACGCAAUUUCUCGUUAAUUAAUUUGAACAAUCGCAAUUUGAAACGCGGGCAAUUUUUUUUAAACGAAAUGGAUCACCUGCCCGCUCUGCAUCGUCGCGUUAGUCGAAGAACAGUGGUCGACGUGGUGACAAUCACUUAAACGGAAUGGGCUCAAUUUGAACCCGGGGAACCGUACACAAUGUAUAAAAAUUCCCACCACCAAUCGCAUUCGUAACGCCUCGCAAAGAUUUCGAACGAAAUGGCCGGAAAUGCGACGACACCGUCGCGUCAAAAGUUGCCGUUCUUCCCGCCGAAAACAAUUAAAGAACACGACGAAGAUGUCGACGCGAUCUACGACAAACCCAAGUUUAAAAUCGGAGGAGAUUCGCCGCUAAUUUCGCGAAGAAGUAACGGCGAAUCUGCUAUAGCAAAGGGGCCAAAUAUCGAUCAGUUUCCGGCGGGUGCAAUGGCUAGUUUGAAUAGAAUCGGAACGGACGUCAGCUUGGCCAGAAUUUCCACCUGGAACAGCUCCUUGUAUGGCGGACUUCAAAGGCAAGGAAGCUCUAGAAGAUCUUUUAGACCAAAUGCCACGCGUAAAAUGCGGCGCAGGGCUGUGUUCAAAAAUGGCGACUGCAACAUACUCCAAUCGAGAAUCUCCAAACGACGACUGCGCUAUCUCCAAGAUAUAUUCACCACCCUGGUCGAUUCGCAAUGGCGAUGGACGCUCACAAUAUUUUCCAUCGGUUUCUUGGGUUCCUGGCUGUUGUUCGCCCUGAUAUGGUGGCUUAUAGCUUUUACACACGGCGACCUUGACGAGAGCCAUCUACCGAUGAUGCAAGCUGAAACUAAUUGGACGCCGUGCGUCUUGAACAUACAAGGGUUUACCUCUUGCUUUCUGUUCUCCAUCGAAACUCAGCAUACAAUCGGUUACGGUGUCAGAACUACUACCGAAGAGUGUCCUGAAGCGAUUUUCGUUAUGUGCCUCCAAAGUAUUGCAGGCAUGAUAAUUCAGGCGUUCAUGGUCGGCAUAGUGUUCGCAAAGAUGACGCGUCCCAAGUUGAGAACGCAGACGCUGCAGUUUUCAAAGAACGCCUUGAUCUGUCAGAGAGACGGACAUUUCUGUCUGAUGUUCAGGGUAGGAGAUAUGAGAAAAAGUCACAUAAUCGGAGCUAGUAUUAGAGCCCAACUGAUACGGGCGAAGAAAACCAAAGAAGGUGAAAUUCUGAGCAAUUUCCAAACUGAACUGCCGGUUCACGCAGACGGUUGCGAUGGAAAUUUGUUCUUCAUUUGGCCCAUGACGAUCGUACAUAAAAUCAACGAGGAGUCUCCUUUUUAUUACUUGUCGGCUAGUGACAUGUUGCAAGAAAGAUUCGAAAUUGUUGUUAUACUAGAAGGAACAAUCGAAAGCACAGGCCAAACGACUCAGGCUAGAUCGAGUUAUUUGGCGAGCGAAGUCCUAUGGGGCCAUCGGUUCGAGUCAGUAGUUUCGUACAACAAAGACAGGCAGGGCUUCGAAGUAAACUACUCGAAAUUCGACAAUACUUUGGCGGUCGAUACGCCACUGUGUUCAGGGGCGGAUCUCGCCGAGUUUUAUAGGAUACGAGACUUGCCCGAUGAUGAAAAAUCUCGACGCGCCACCGACGACAAAUUUAUACUGCAGUCCCCGCCUCCACAGCGCCCUCUCAACGCGAUAUCAGAAACUAACGGAAAGACAAAUCGCCAGAACAGUUUUUUUGGUGAAAACGACGAAACCCAACCGUUCCCAACAAAUUUCGUGUAAUUCGAAUAAACAAAUAUCUACCUAGCAAAUCUUGUAAGGUAAAGCCAUAUAGCUAUUAGAACAUAUAGUGGCCGUAAGUAUAAAAAAAUUGAUGCGCCUCUGGCGGCUAAUCUGCACUGUGCACCAUAUUUAGCUGAAGAUUUGGUCACAAACUCAGAACUGUCGAUCAGCGGCCAUGUUGAGUGGUGAAUACCGCUGGCUCUUAUUGAUUGAAAGCCUAAUUUCAAAUGACCAUGUGCAUCUCGACACUUUCUCAUGGUGGCUUCAAGGCCUCUACAUAUCUAGUAGCUAUAUUUGUAUAAAUUGUCUCAAAGUAUAUCUGUCGUCUUUCCUUUUCAUGGAAAUUAUCGAAAUAAUCUGCCGAGGGCUAUAAAACAGCUAACCAAUCGAUAUUACCAAUCCACAGUGGCCAUUAAUAUUAAUUACAAUGGGCUCUAUGUUAUUUGGCGUGCAAAUAUAAGAAUCUUAAAAUAAAUCAAUGAAUAAAUUAUUGGUUGUGUACGAACAUAUACAAAAUGUAGUGUAGUCUAACCUAGGAAAGAGUUGAGGAAAAAAGGCACAGUACAAUUAAUAAAUAUACAAUUUGAAACAAAAAAGAAAAAAUGAUGAAAAAGACUUAGAACAUAAAAACCAAAGAAAGAAUUAAGUUACAAGUUACUACUCAUGAAAGUGUUAGUUUAUUUAAAGAAAAUAGAACCACAAUAGUCUCUCCGCUUUAGAAUUACUUGUGAUCGCGUGGAGAUGUCCCGUAAUCUAUUACAAAUUUUGUCUAAUCGCCAUAAGAAAUGAACGUUCGACAAUCGAAACUAACCAAAAAGGUUUUUUCUGUACGAGUUGGCGAAAAUUAAAUAUUAUGACAGUUUGUGUACAGUUAUGGUUACUUACGCUUCUUUUCGUCUCGUUUGGCCCAAAAUCAGGUUUAUUGUACACCGCUUCCAACAGCAAACUAUACAACUAAACAAAUGUGAACAACCUGGUUCCAAAUGAAAAAUAAAAACAAAUGACACAAACGGAAAAUUUAUUUUAGGUACAAAAUUCAUGACCUAAACUGUCAACAUUAAAAAAUGUGGCAACGUCGCACGUAGUGAAAACGAGCUUUCCAGACGUAGCGACACGAAUAUGAGUCACUAGAAGUUAAAUGAUGAAUAAUGAAAAACAGAAAUCAAAAUAAUGAAGAGUUAAGCGGAAAUGCUGAAAAAGCAAAUCUCAAAAUUUCAGAAAAGUUGUCAUUUUAGGCAAGAUUUUCAUUUUUUGUACCUUUCUAAGCAUUUUCUGAUUUGAAGCAGUUUACUAAGAGUGCAUCUGACUAUAGCGAUAUUAUGAGGUCAUAUUUGAAUUGGAAAUAUUGUUAUUAUUUUAAGCACUGUAUUUUUCAAUUUUUCAUAAUUUGAUUUAUAUUUCCCACGGACGAUUUUUGUAAAUUCUUGUCAAGGAAGAAUAUUUAUGAAAUGUGGGAAUUUUCUUCCCAAGUUUAUUAUCAUCACUCGAUUCAAACUCGUAAUAAAAGAAACACCAAAAAUAUCAUUUCUAUUUCUAAGUAAUUUUUUCACAACUACGCAUACUGAACCUACAUUCAUAAUCUAUGGAUUGGGUUCACGGUGCAUUAUACCGAGUGACUCAAAAAUAUGCGGCAUAACCCAAAUUUGGUUUUUCAAAGUUAGCACACUUAGUUGUCCUACAAUAUCCAUGAUCUUAUCAACAUACCGCCAUCAUGUAAAAAUUUUAAAUUUAACAAAAUAAGGUGUUUUAAAUCCUUAGAAUGUUGAUAAAAGUUACUAAUAAUUAUUUAUUCAGUUUGAUUUUUGGGAUUUUGGGAAAUACAAAUGAAAAAAAAAGUAAGCAUUGAUCGACGUAUGUAAAUGACCUUUCUUAAUUUUAAAAGUGUUCUAUCGACUGUUACAAUAAAGUUAUACACCCUGUAUGCUACUAGUAUAUGGUGAUUCGAGAUAAACAAUUCUGUACAGAUUCCAAAGCGCAACAGAGGUCUGAGAGCAUUGAAGUUGGCUUUAGUUGGAGGAUUUAUGGUUGCUGUGGCUGGUCACAUUUAAGGUUGUGGAUUUGUUAUAUUGUUUUUGUGUGAAAAGUUCUGUGAUAUGCCAGUGAAAAUAUUACUCAAUAUGUAUUAUAUCAAAUUUAAUUCAUCCUAGUUUUAUUGAUCGAGCCUUUUUAAGGCGAUAUUCGGUUAGCUCCACUGCCACUGCCAGCUGUCCGUAAACAAACUCGUGACUAAAGUCAUAAUUUUAAAAGCUUAAUAUGAGUAUCAUUUGUUUUGUACCAUGUGGAUAAAUAUGGAUAUAGAUCUCGGUAACUAUAAGAACUACGAACUCAGUGGUGAAAAUCAGAAUUAUGGUCUUUUAUUUUCAUCAACAAUCAAGCUAUCAGCAAGUUCGAUUUUUCAAAGAUUCCGGCAAACGUCUAUUGCUUUCCUUGUUUCUAAAAUAUUAAAAGAGAAAUUUACGACGAGCGACCCGACACAUCUAUCAAUAUACCAUAGACGCGCGAAAGAACACCUGAUCGGCGCAGCGACCAAUAAUUAUAAACGCGGGAAAGAACACCUGAACAUAGACCGCGCCUUUCGAGAUAUAACUCGAACAUUAAUACUCACCACCAGAAGGCGCUGCGAUCAAUAAAAGCGAAACAAAGUCGAAGUUAUGAUCGCUUAAUGAUUUUAAUUGUUCUUUUGAGAGGAACAAAUUUUGACUUCCGUUGAAGUUUUUCGCGAAAUAACGAAAAUAAUUUAACCGUCGCGUUUAACAAACGUGAACGAUUUUAGUUGUUUUGAACACGCAGCAAUUGGUGUUCUUCUGAUGCGAUUCGUGAACAUGAACGAGAUCUUCUUUAAAUACCGUGUCCUCCCAGAACAUUGCCGAUCAGUUCAUCAUUCCAUACCACUGGCAAGCAUUUUUGAGGCAAACUUUGGCGAUGGAGCAAUUUAUAUUUUUUAUUUCAUAUUACGUGGGCAAAAUACUGCAGCGCUCUUGAACCUUGUGCACACUGUUUGAGUGAGUGUUCAUGCUUCCAACGUAAUAAGCUCAUUAAGCUUUUAAUUAUAUUGUUGAUUUUGCUGAGGACUAUCUCAAUUGUUUUUCUUUAUAUCUACAAUCUUAAAUUACCUGCAAAUCAUCUUUGUCUGUUGUUAAUAAGACCGUGUCGUCAGAGAUCCUGAAUAGUAGCUUCUCUGGAUAUUUUUUCUACAUAUAAAUUACACAAAAGGGGGGAAACCACACAGCCUUGUCGAACUCCUCUCACAAUUGGUAACAGGUACUUCUUCAGAUAUCUCGCCGUCAAAUUUUAUGUCAGCUAUUUGGUGCCCGAUCAUAGAUAAAUUAAAGAUAGUCGACUAUAUAGCAACGGGAAUGGGGGGAAAAAUAUUUUGACACCCACGGGAAAUAAAUCUGCGUGCACUAUUUCGGGCAGCACUGGAGCCAGGAGGUGAAGAUAUAUUUAUUUGAAAUUGAAUGUAAUGUCGCUUAGGCAUUGAUAAGGGUAGAAAAUGUAGCAGGCGUGCAACAAAUACGUAGGAAAUUCUAAAAAUAUUGAAAAAAGAUUCCAGGCAGAAAAUUCCAAAGGAGAUUGGAUACAAACAUAGAGUUAAAAGCUAUUUUAUCCCAGAUGUAGAAAAGCUAGAUAUAUCGACUUCGUGUUACAAUGUAGGCUGCUGUUAGAUCUGCAGAAGAUAGAGUUGGAAGAAUUAAAGGAACUACGCCAAGAGCAAGAGAACGACCCCAAUUAGAAACUUCUCUUACGAAAAAAUUCUUACUAAGCUCCAUGGGAUUUCCUUGACUUUGCUUUGACAAUGGGCGCCUAAAACAUGCGCUGAAGAAUAAGGAUGGUUUAUUGGGAAGAGUUGCAAAGAGAAGAGUUUACGAAGUUUCGGAGCAAAAGAAGACAUACUAAUGUCUUCAAUAUGGUUCCUUGUGUGCACCGCGCGCUUUUGACCACUUGAUAUUGUGUUAUUUGGUCCAUACAUAUUCCGCGAUUCCUACUCUUUGGAUUCCAUGUUUUUCCAUUCUAAUGUUUAAAGGCUUUCUCGAUUCUCCACAUUCACAGAGUAUUUGCUAGAUACACUCUUUCUUUUGAGUCUUUGUCUGUCUCUUGGCUUUGUUCUUGUAAGUAUACUCCUUAAUGUCGUCCCAAACCCGAAUUGUUUUGCUAUUCGACUGAUCUUUUUUAAGAUUCGCUUCACGCGAGACUAGCGAGACUGGCGUUUCGGUCUCGUAGCUAUGCGUAUGCUAAUGUGAUGUUGCCGCUAUUACUCAAAAAUAUACAUGGUUUUGAAUUUUUACAGCAACUGUCCUACAUCAACAUACUCCCUGCGUUUCAACAAUAACUUGACAAUAUAAUAGCAUGUAGAAUGUUGAAACAACUUGUACUUUUUGCCAGAAUGUAAACAUAAUCGGUAAAAACAGUUCAGAUAUUCGCGUCAUCGCUCAAAAGUAAGACACAUACACCUUGCACUGCACCAGGAUGCAGCUCUUGGACCCUACCUAGCAACCAAUAUAAGGGAGGCAGGUUCGGGUCCUUCAGGAUGACAAUGGAGUUGAUUCUGAUUUAAUCUUGUGGAGAUUUGACGUGACUGUAACUGUUGCAGAUAUUCUCUAUUUGUAGCAAAUAGUGGUAUUUUGUUCGUGAUGAUUAUUCCCACCAACAAAAUUAGCUCCAUUGUGACUAAAAAUGUGAGUUGGCUUUCAUGUUCUAGAAAUAAACCUUUUAAAAGUAUUUAAAAAUGAUUCGGUUGUCAGAUUGCUAACAAGUUCUAAAUGUACGGCCUUUGUGGUCAUACAUACAAAUAGACACAAGUAGACUUUAGUAAAUUUGCGAAUUCUAAGCUUUGUCACUUUUAUUUCAAACGGACCUGCGUAGUCAAUCCCACAGCUUGUGAAUGGACGACAUGGAGCUAUACGAACAGGUAAGUCACCCAUUAAUGUAUUAUAAUACUUUUUUUGCUCUGAAACAAAUUAUGCAACUGUGUAAUACACUACGAAUGGUUGAUCGUCCUGACAGAGACCAGUAUUUUUGUCGAAUUAUUGCCAAAAAGAAUUGAAUGUUCAUGUGUAGGUUUUGAAUGUAUUCGUGUCGGAUAAUAAGUCUUGUGACUGAAUGUUUACGUGGCAAGAUUAUUUGAUGUUUGGUAUCAAAUGGAAGUUGAGAACAAGUCAACAGUCGUCCUAUUCUAAGGAUGCCGCAAGAAUCCAGAAAAGGUUUGAAAGAUUUAAGC